AUGUGGAGAUAUUUAGCAUUGAUAGCAAUCAUGCUUGCUGUCGUAUCAGCAUACAAUGUUCGUCUUUCUACUGCCGAUGACUAUACAACUAGAUUCAAGACUUGGAUGGUCGAACACAACAAGAUGUACCAUGAGGAGGAGGAAUUCUAUCUUCGUCUCUCCAACUUUAUCAGAAACAUCCAUUCCAUUGAAAAGAUGAACAGACAGUAUGGAAGAACCGCCACCUUUGGUCUCAACAAAUUCUCUGAUCUCUCGCUCGAUGAAUUCAAGAAGCACUACUUGAUGCCCAACUACAAGCCAAAGGCACGUGUCACCAAGGAGACCUUCAACUAUCCAUCCAACAUCCCAGCCACUCUCGACUGGAGAACCAAGGGUUACGUCACCCCCGUCAAGAACCAAUUGAUGUGUGGAUCAUGUUGGGCAUUCUCUGCAACCGAGCAAAUUGAAACUGCCAACAUUAUGGCUGGUGGUCAAGUCGAGUAUCUCUCUGAACAACAAAUCGUCGAUUGUGAUCCAUACGAUGGAGGUUGUGGUGGAGGUGAUCCAUAUACCGCCUACCAGUAUGUCCAAAACAACGGUGGUCUCACCCUCAACGUCACCUAUCCAUACACUGCUGCCAACGGUGCCUGUUAUGCCAACUCUACCGCUCCUGCCGUCCAAGUCACCGCUUUUGGUUAUGCUUCCAGCCAAGGAAAUGAAACCCAACUCAGAGAGGCCAUGGCUGCUCGCGGCCCACUCUCUAUCUGCGUCAAUGCCGAGCCAUGGAUGAGUUACCAAUCCGGUAUCUUUAGUUCCACCUGUUCCGAUGACCUCGACCAUUGUGUCCAAAUCGUUGGAUAUGAUACCGAUGCCACUUCCAAGACCCCUUACUUUAUUGUACGUAACUCUUGGGGAACUGACUGGGGCCUGCUUGGUUAUAUCUAUAUUCAAGCUGGUUCCAAUCUCUGUGGUAUCACCAAUGAAGUUACCUAUGUAUCCGUUCAUCCAGAUAGCAGCAACACUGUCAACUACCAUAAAAUGCACUAA
Molecule: messenger RNA, 1026 nt
Organism: Cavenderia fasciculata
Lineage: Eukaryota; Evosea; Eumycetozoa; Acytosteliales; Cavenderiaceae
Exons: 1
Coding region: 1-1026 (341 amino acids)
Cellular component (GO): lysosome
Molecular function (GO): cysteine-type endopeptidase activity
Source: RefSeq, a predicted model, not a curated record